AGGCUAUAGUCUUGGUUAUGGCAAGUAAAGCAUCAUGGCGAAUAUCGACAAAGGACGCAAUAAAUGGGAAAAUGCUUCGCAAGAUGAGUUACAUGAUAUGAGGUACAAGGAGGACACAAAAACUGGACGGAGGGGAAAACCACAAGUAGAGAUCUACCGUCCAGGAAGUGGUCCGCUUCGGAAAACUGGACAGGGUGAAGAUGAUUUGCUGGGUGCUGACGACAACCACAAGAUAAAGUCUUCCACAGAAAAUUUGCAUCUUUCAAACGCUUACGACAACAUGAAGUAUGAUUCUAGAAGACUUAGUUUUUCUUCUUCACAGGAACAGUUGGAUAAAUCUUUCAAGCCAAACAGUGACCGUAGUGACCACAUAAAUUCUGUUAGAAAUCCUAGAGACUUAAAUAAAAUCACUGAAAGAAUUGGUAAUCUUAAUAUAUCUCAAAAUCAAUCAGGUAAUAGAUCCAGGAGAAACAGUUUGGAUCAUUCCUCUUCCUCAGAUCCAAAAACCUUGGGUGGAGAAGCAAAAAGGAAACUGAAGAAACCAGAACAAGCAAUUUAUGUGCCAAAGCCAUUAGCCCAAGCAUAUGCAGAGAGAGAUUUAUCCAACAAGUCUCCUGUGGAUAUGAAUGACAGAAUUGUUUCUAAUAGCACAAAAGAAGAAAACUGGGAUAAUGAACUUCAACAGCGUGAUCGGUUUAGUGAUGCAACAUGUGAUAGUUGGGAGCGUGAUAGUGUUUAUGGCCGCAGAGACAGUAUUCGACGGAAUGGCAAAUUUGAAAAUGGUCGGCGUGUUGGUCAACGCCCUGCUCCACAAUGUGAUUGGAGAGCUGCAAAUCGUGAGCUACGACAGACUUCAGAACCCCCGGCUUCUCGUUGGGGCGACAGGAAACCGCCUUCAGGACGACGGGGCAGUAAGGAUAGGCCUCAUUUUGAAGGUGGAAAUCUACCUCCUAGGUUUCAGAAACUGAGAUCUGCUGAAAAUGGUGGAACGUCUUACGGAUCAGUCGCUGCCGCAUACACCCACCCACAGCCACAGCAGGAACAUGCUACAGUGCCUCCUUGUUCUUCUCAGCAGUAUUGGUCUCACACAUUACCUCACACAAAAGGACGUGGUCGCCUGAGACCUGAGGAAGUAGAACGUUUUUCACGCUCUUUAACACCUGAUCGUUUAACACCUAGUCAAGUCUUCUACAGGACUCCGAGCCAGGAAAAUGUGGCACCUAUGCAACCUCCCACGCAGCCUUUUGCUUCAAGAGGAACCACCCAGCCUCCAGCAUGGCUAGAACGCACAAACUGUACUCCUCCUCCACCAUCACCACCUGUUAGUGCCCAUGCACCUUCUUUGGGAUUGCCACGCUUCAGGCAGAUGAACGACCACAUGACUGGUAGUAAUUCGGGUUGGGAAUUGAGCACUGCUAAUAACACUAUUCCGGAACUUAACAACAGACUACAUGAACAGGAUCACAAGAUCACUGAAUCGUCAUAUAGGGUUUCUGAAACAAAUUAUACUGUACCAGAAGCUUCUUAUAAAGCUACAGAGUCAAGUUACAAAGCAAAUGAUGUGAACUUCAAGAUACCAGAUCCCCCAAAACGAAUAACAGACACAUUUUAUAAAGUGAAUGACUCAAGCUGUAGACCUGACGCCAGCUAUAAGACAGCUGAAUCUGUGUAUCGAAUUACUGAUAGUUACAAAGCUGGGGAUACAAGCCACAAUAGCAUUGAAAUGAAUCACAGUGCACCAGAUAGUGGUUAUAAAGUGGUGGAAAGCAGCCAAAAAGUGUCGGAACCAAACUACAGACUUUCAGAGGUGAAUCAUCGAGUGGCUGACCCCAGUUACACUGUUAAGGAAGAUAAUCAUAGGACGACUGAUCCAGGCUAUCGGAUAUCAGAAGCAAACCACAGACCUGUUGAACUGAAUUAUAAAGAAACCGAUACAAGUAACCGUCACAAUGACUUAAGCCUUAAAAUGUGUGAGCACAAUCAGGUUGUUGAUAUGAACCAGAGAUUUUUAGAAUCUAGUCUCAGGGAAUCUGAAACAAAAUGUGAAGAUAAAAUUGGAAGAAUUGAAUCCACAGUAACAGAACCUCAGAGUAAAUCUCCAUCUCCUAAAACUUUGGAUUGGAGUGAAGAGGUGGAACGUGUGGCCCCAAUAAGUUCAGUGUUUCCACAAGACUGGGGAGAUGAAGUGGAACAGAGUGAACGUGAAGCUCAGCAGAUGGGCAGAAGUUCAUCAUUAGCAAGUCUUCUGCAUCCUGACAGUUCAGGUGGUGGAGGAGGUAGUGGGGCUACUGCACAUCCAUCUUCAUCUUCUCGAAGCCGCAAGAAAAAAAGAUCACGCAGGCGAAAGGGUGGUGGUGGUGGUGGUGGUGGUGGUGGUGGUGGUAGUGGUGGUGGUGGUGGAGGCAGUGGUGGUUGUGGUGGUGGUAGUAGUGGAGAUGCUGGUGGGGGAGGUCAGGCCAGGGAUAACAGGAGUGUAAGCAGAGACAGAUUAUACAACCAUGAUGGUUUGGAUGACAAAAAUACCUUCACCACAGCUAGUGAAAGAAAUAGAGUAAGAGGUUCCAGUAAUGAACGGACUAGAAAUAGAGUUCCUAGCGGAGACAGAAACAGAGGAAGAGGUCACAGUAAUGAGAGAAACAGAAACAGAGGUCUCAGCAGUGAAAGGGGCAGAAAUAGAGGUCUAAGUCCUGAAAGGAAGGGUGGGGACAUGGGAAGAAAUAGGGGCCCUAGCUGGGAGCGUAACAGAAACAGAGGAUCGAGUCGUGAUAGGAAAGGUGGUGGAGACAGAGACAGAAACCGUCAUCGAGGCCUGAGUCAUGAGAGAAACAAGAACAGAGGACCGAGCACGGAACGAGGAAAAAGCAGAUGUCUGAGCCCAGAUAGGACAAGAAACAGGGGAAUGAGUCCUGGCAGGGGAAGAAUAAUCAGUCCAGAGCGGAAUAGGAAUCGUGGCCUAAGUCCAGAAAAGGCCAGGAACAGCAGAGGUACUAGUGCAGACCGUAACAGAAAUCGAGGACAUAGUAGUGACAGGAAAGGAGGUGGUGGUAGUGGCAGGAAUAGGGGUGGUAGUGGUGAAAGGAAACGUAAUCGAAGUGGAGAACGCAGAGGACGUCGUCGAGGUGGUCGUGGAGUAAGCAGGGAGAGGAGGGCUGCUGCAGCCGAAUCAAAAGGAGCACCUUCAGGAUCAUCUGCAGCAGUUCCACCACCUUCACAUCCAAAUGUGGCUGGCAUAUUGAUACUGCCACCAGGAGAACAGACCCAGCCAGCAGGCCUGGUUCACCAUCAGCAGCAGUCUACAGUGCAGCAACAAACAGUUGGAACCUAUGUUGUCCCACAGCACAGGCAACUCUUUGAUCCAAGCAACCCUGGGAAGCCCAUUAUCGUGCCACGUACAAAUACUCGUUCUGCAAGGGACACAGAUGUUCCUUUGUCACCAGCAGGAUAUCCUGUAGGGCAGGGGUUACCAAGCCCAUCUGUGGAUUAUGGUUACCCUAGUAUUUCACCAUUUAGUGAAUCUCCUUAUUGUACUGAACAACUUGGAAAUGCUAGGCCUUCAUGGUAUGGCCCAUACAGUGCAAGUUUCAGAACUGCUCGGGAUCCACCACUUAUUCUGGAUAUUGAGCGAGCAGACCUUGAACUGCAGUGGAUUAUCAGUUCAGGCAGUAUGUUAUCAAAAUGGAAUGAUAUCGCUUAUGUAAGGCAUUUUCUGCAGAAGAGCUUGAAAACAUUGUUGGAGACAGACAUAAAGUUCUGCCAGACUGAAAAUGUUGAGCAACAUAUGUGGAAGAUAACUUUCUACAACAUAAUUGAGCUCCUGCGCAAAAAAAUGCUUGAAGAUCCAGACAACAAAGAGAAAUAUAAACAUCUGAUGUUGAACAUAAUUGAAGAGGGUACAGCUUAUUUUGAGCGACUACUUCUAGCGCUGGAACAGACUUACAAAUUUAGCUUAGAUUCAUUUCUUGCAUCUACCAGUUUAUCAACGAAAGGACUUGGUUUCAUUGGCUUGGCUUUAAUUGCCUCCCAGAAGAUUUUCCUAUAUUUGGGAGACUUAGCUCGAUAUAAAGAGCAAAUUAAUGAAACAUCAAAUUUUGGGAAGUCUAGACAGUAUUAUAUCCGAGCACACCAAAUAAAUCCAAAGAAUGGCCGCCCAUAUAAUCAGUUAGCUAUCUUGGCUGUCUAUGCUAGAAGAAAGUUAGAUGCAGUGUACUACUAUAUGCGAAGUUUGAUGGCCUCCAAUCCUGUGCAGUCUGCAAGGGAGAGCUUGCUUUCUCUCUUUGAUGAAAAUCGUAAGAAGUUUGAGCAAACUGAGCGCCGUAGACGAGAAGAACGUGAGCAGAAACAACGUGAGCGUAUGAAAGAAAAGGAAGGAGCUGGUAUACGGCGAGAAGUUUGGAUUCAUCCAGAAGGACGUCGUCGUCGUGUCCAUGUGACUACUUCUGCAGGGAAUAGUUGUGGUCUUGUACCUGACAGUGAGGAAGAGGAACUUGCUGCGCUUUCUAGUGUUGAGGUUAACAAGAGAUUCGUUAUUAGUUACCUGAAUGUGCAAGGAAAACUUUUCACCAAAGUUGGGAUGGAAACAUUCCAGGAAUCGGCAGUUCAGAUGUUGAGGGAGUUUCGAGCACUUUUACAGCAUUCUCCAGUACCACUCAAUGCCAAUAGGUUCCUACAGUUGCUGGCGCUCAAUAUGUUUGCAAUUGAAAACACACAGCUCAAAGAUUCCCAGUUGGAGCCAGGUUAUCGACCAGCUGUACAAGAGAGUGCACUGGUUGUAUCACUGGAAAUGUUCAGCCUCAUACUAGAGAAAUGCAUUGACCUUCUGCGAGAUGUGGACGGUGCGGGUGGUGCUGGUGCUGGUACUGUUGGUGGUGGCGCUAGCCGACUUGUCUCCAGUGAGGACUUACAGAUCUUGUUGCCUGCUGUGAAGGUGUGGUGUGACUGGCUGCUGUGCCAUAGUGCAGUGUGGAACCCUCCACCAUGUUGCUCUGACUAUCGAGUUGGCCCAGGGGGUGAUGCUUGGAGCAGAGUAGCAACAUUAGUCAACAUGUUAGAACGUUUGAGGCUUCCACAUGUUGACCUUGUACAGAACCCAUGUGAAGGGUAUGAAAUGGUGAAACUUCCUGAAGAUGCUACCUUAAGUGGCUUCACUCCUUUAAUGUACAAUGUACCUGAGAACUAUUAUACUCCCAAUGACACGGACAUGGAAAUGGCGCAAGUUGUGCUUAGGAUUCAGAGAAUAGUAUUCUUUGGCUCAGAGUUUCUCUGUGGUGUUGAUCCUCCUGUACUGAAGCUUCAGAAGAUCGAUGGGGAAACCAGUGAAUAUGUGUCCGUUGUAGACACAUUGGGUUCUGGUACCCUAUUGACUGGGGCGCAGCUGACACCUGACUUGCGAAUGGAAAGCUUCAGUGAUGAUGAGGAUGAUGAAGAUGGGGCUGCUGCAGCUACUGGUGACUCAGAUGUAUCAUUGAAUAGCAUGAGUCAAGAUAUGAGGAACUUGCUGAAUCGCAAAGAGCAACUAGAGAGGGAUUCUUACAGUCAGCAGCAGUAUCGCCAGUAUGUUCAGGCAAUAUUGCGGGAUGCUGUUGUACUGGUGGAAAUAGAAGUGAAGCCACAUUAUCUGGUUCCUGACACUAACUGCUUUAUUGACUACUUGCCCUUACUGCAGAAAAUUGCACAGACAAUGUCUAAUCUAAAGCAUCUGUACAUGUUAAUGAUACCACUGGUUGUUCUUCAGGAGUUGGAGGGAUUAGCACGAGGUGGUCCAAGAGGUGAUCUUCCAGCAGAACAUGUGGCACGUGUAGCGGAGGCAGCACGUACUGCUCUAUCAUACAUUAGGAGCAGACCAGGGGGUGUCAGAUGCGUUACUAGCCAAGGAAAUGUACUUGUAUCAGCUGCCUUCACGGAUGAACAGGACAGUGUGCAAGAUAAAAGAAAUGAUGACCGAAUUCUGGCAACAACAUUAAGCUUAUGUCGAAAUUCAGACAAGGAGGAAUGUAAGCCAGGUGAGACAAGGCGACUGUACCGGGAGGUAGUGUUAUUGACAGAGGACCGCAACCUACGCGUGAAGGCGCUGGGGCUGGACGUGCCAGUGCGCGAGGUGCCUGACUUCGUGCGGUGGGCGGGACUGGGCUGAACCCCCACCCUCACUCACACACAAACAGGUCCCACCGCCAAAGGCCGCAGCUGGUAAUGCCGCGGUCCGACUUGCCCAGCAAGCAGCCGUAUGUUGCGCAGUCAGCAAUGAUGCUGUGAGGGGGGGGUGCUAUAAUGUCUCCAGACUCAGCCAGCCCAACAUGCGGCUGUCUCAUUUUUUGGUACAAAAGCCUUGAGGUACAUCAUUUCUCACUAAACACAUUGAAAUUUGAUUUAGACUAAUGUCGUUACCUCUGCGUGCAUAUCGUGUACUGUACUGAUAGUAAUGCAUGCUCUGCUGUAUGUUGACCAGUAAUGUAUUUGUAUAUUUUAUUAUGUUUGGUUGUGAAAUGUAUCACAUUCCCACCAAAUCAAAGGAUAAGUCUAUACAUUGUACGGUGUGUGUGACUUGACAACGAAGUUGUUCCAUUGUGGUGAAGUUAUUGGCUGUUUCUUGUUGUUAGUGAGUCCAUUGUUAUUUAAGAUGUCUGCACUGUCUCAUUUUCUUUUAAUAAAGCUCUCUGCGUGUCAGGGUAUGUAAAUGUCAUGUACUUAUUUAUUGAUUUUUAUAUUUAUGUGUUUUACUAUCACUCUGGUUGAAUUUUUGUUUGUCAGGUGUAGGAUUUUGUUAAAACUGUUUAGUAAGUGGUUCACAUUAAAAAUUGUGCAAGUUGGUGCAGUGAUCAGAAGUGUGUAGCAAUGGCUUGUAGAAUUUUGUUGUGCAAGUGUGCUGGCCUUUCGUGUACUUAUAUUUAAUACCUUUAACGUGUGUGUGAGUGGGAUUUGUUUGUAAGAAGUUGCCAUUAAGCCAAUGUAGAUACUUUGUUCAACAAUAAAGUGAAUAUUUUAUAGACUUAGUGUAUAAAGUCAUAAUACUACUGUUAUGAAAUUGUCUCAGGAAAUGGAAAUGGCAUUUCAGAGGAUAUGAUUAUUGAUGAAUGUGAGGUGAUCAAUGCUCAAUGACAAAAUUGAAAAUAUUGGUUUAUUUUCAGUGUUCGAUCUAUCACAUAGGGAUACCAUUACAAGAUUGUAAAAUUAAUUGUUCAUGUACACAGUAUAAUGCUGUAAAUGUGGGUAUAUAAAUAUUGCAUGUUUAAAGGUUUCUUAUGUUUGUAAUUUUAUU
Messenger RNA from Schistocerca gregaria, 7252 nucleotides. It is a transcript of the gene Smg6, whose product is annotated as telomerase-binding protein EST1A. Gene Ontology annotation, cellular component: telomerase holoenzyme complex. Bases 35 to 6130 code for a protein of 2031 amino acids. Gene Ontology annotation, biological process: nuclear-transcribed mRNA catabolic process, nonsense-mediated decay. Gene Ontology annotation, molecular function: telomeric repeat DNA binding; protein binding; telomerase RNA binding. The transcript is spliced from 26 exons. Lineage: Eukaryota; Metazoa; Arthropoda; Insecta; Orthoptera; Acrididae. The record is from RefSeq and is a predicted model, not a curated record.